GCCACAAGUAGAGGUGAGUCAAUAGCGUUUCGGCAAACACGCCUGUCGCCUCGGUCGUCGAGGGCUGCCAAGCACCGGAGUUUCCCGGCUCCUAAUCUCGACACAAGCACGCGAUGUUUUGAGUGCCAAGUUUGCACUGGAGAGCUUUGACAUUCAUCCCGAGAACAACAGCAGAAUACAGGCCACUUGUGGAGGACAGGGCCGGCGGCGGAUGCUGUUUUCUACCGGCAGUGGCCCAAAUGACAAAGGGAAAGCUAGACGACAACGAUGAUGAUGAAGACGCGGGACUACACCUGAGAUGGGGCGGCGGUUCUUGCAGCGCCUCCUAGCGGGAAUCUUCGCUCUGACGCUCGGAACGUUACCGUCAGGUGCAGGCGGAGAACCCGAUCGUGGCCCCCUGGCGGACUCACCGGAACUGCUCCGAUAUCGAGAACAAGCACUGCAGGGUUUCAGCAUCAGAGUCAAAGCAAGCAGACAAUAUACAAAAUGGAUCGUGCACAACUUGGCGUCCCACAGAAAUCCAGAAGAGGAGUCCAUCGCCGACUUAGACCCGGGGUUCAUAGCCGCUGUUCUCUCGCUGGGAGAGCGCCCGUCUCGUGCCCAGCUCAUCGAGACUGUGAUCCGGCCGUACGGGACACAUUACGUGGUGUCCGGGGCGCUGGGCGGCGGGGAGACGGUGACUGUGUACAUGAACCAGACGGACUGGGCCGUGCAGAGAGAAGUCCGGAGCUUGCUUGGGUCCUAUUUCGCCGAUAAAGACGGAGUUAUGGAGGAACUACGUGAUCUGCAGAGGCGUUCUGGCACAUUUCGGGUUCACACGUCCAGCGCAGGGCCGAUGUCGUGUGGACACGUGGACGACACCCGGGAUCCGGUGCUCCUCUCUGACACAAACGCAAGGCUCAAACUGCGAGGUCUACAGGACUUACUACCCCGCUAUCUGCGGGAAUCCUUCACGAAGGCAGCUCUGAGUUACAUCUACUGUGACGGGAGAGGGGAGUGGACGUGUAAGGGUGGGGAGUGUCGGUGUAAAUGUGACGACUCGUCUCCAGACUGCGCAUGCUCAGCUGACGUCAUCAACAGGCUACUGUCCCAGUUAGAGCACUUGCGCAGGCAGUUUGAAACCGAUGAUUCGAGGUUCGAGCAAACAGAUGGUUUUCAGCGUUUUGUCCGAAGGCUUCCCAUCGAUCAAUUUCUGGACUUGGACGCCAUCUUAGAAAGAUGGCGACGGUCUCGGAUGGUGACGUCAUCAUACAGGGUACAUGUGGCCAAGAUGAGGAAAUUGUUGUCAAGAAUACAUGACGUCAUGACUGAAAUCAGACGACGUGUGGUAUAUUGUACCUGGGAGCCGGAAUUACAAAUCAAACCUUCUCCAAGGAGUCCGCGUCAAUGGCAGAUUAUCGCGCAGGCGCGACUAUACUGUUCCCGGGGACGACAUCCGGGGACUUUUGACCACCGGAGGCGCGCAUGCGCGUGUGUUGAUGACGACAUCUGCGGCAGUGUUCUUCCGUGUGUCGUCGGAAGGGCGGGAAGAUGUCGGACCUGCAACCCCGCCCAGAACUUCGCCACCUGUGGAUCCUGCAAUGAAGGGUAUCAACUGCUAGAGGGCACUUGUAGGAUGGUGUUAAGUUCCAACCAGCUUGGCGCCAAGUUGAUUCAGUUGGAGUCGUACCAGACACCGCGAGACGAGGACAUGUGUAAAGAGAAGAGCAGCAUCGACUUCUACUUUCGCAGCAAGACUGCGCCUUACCAGGAGUGGUUCUCUCCGACAAACAGCUCCCUUAAAAUUUCAUUAAAACUCAGAACAGAAGAUCUACCCUCAGACAAGGUCACAAUUUUAACAGGCGUCAGGACAAAGUUUUGCUUUUUCCCCUUCAUACCCGAUGGAAUGGAGAUAUACACAAAGAUCAACCCAUUGACAGAAAACCAUCGCGAUUCUUAUAGACUUCCACAAUGGGACACUGACCAUCCCAAAUGGACAACAAUCCCGUACACAACGCCUCUUCGGUACACGGCGUCAGAAACAGACAUUCGGUGCGUUCAGAUGUCUAUGUGUAUGGGACAAAGGCACAAGGUUCUCGCCGAAGCGACACAUCUAAAACUCAUAAACCUCAAAACUGGCGGACUUGGGGCGCCUCUGCGUAUGAGAAUAGAAGACGUGACGCCGUUUGGGUACAGAGCCGGCUUCAACACCACGGCAAUAAGGGAGGCAUUACGUAACGCCCAAGACGACGAACAAUUUCGAGAAAAGAUUGGAGUUUUCUUCACAGACAUAAGAGACAGGGUCAAAAGACUAUCCCCUUUCCAAGAUGAGGACAUGUUUUCCAACAUUUUACUCAAAAGAGUAGGUCUUGAAAUAACAGAAGUGAGAGCAAUAGAAAAAUUAGUUGAAGACACUAUGAAAAGUUUGGAGGAAUUUCUUGAACUCAUUUGAUAACGUUACAUGUUUUGCGUGAUGGUUUUCUUCAAUACGGGUAACUGUAGUAACUAUAUUAUCUCUGUAUAAAGACUUAUUCUUGAAAAAAAAAAGAAAUAUUCUACCAGAAUGAGAGCCAUGUAAAUAUGAAUUUUUGAUUGUCAAACGAUACUGUAUUAUAUGGAUCUUGACGAAUGCAGCUCUGUUCAUUUCUUUGUUAUUGACAUUAUUGUGAGAUCUUCUUUAGCGACUCAAUCGCACCGGUUGUUCUGGUCUGCUUUAAUGUUAAGUACUCAACAAUGGAUUCAUCUUAAGACAUAGCUUCAGGCGGGACAUCGCAGGACACUGCGCCAUUGUUAAGGGACAAACCGGACCAUCAUUUGACUUAAUCGUACCAAAAAGUGCGCAGUUAAGUUCACUACAUGGUCAGAUCUAGAUAUGGUUCUACAGACUAAAAUGAGACAUUAAUAAACUGAAA
Messenger RNA from Branchiostoma belcheri (Belcher's lancelet), 2891 nucleotides. Its product is annotated as BMP/retinoic acid-inducible neural-specific protein 1-like. Bases 299 to 2431 code for a protein of 710 amino acids. The record is from RefSeq and is a predicted model, not a curated record. The transcript has 7 exons. Gene Ontology annotation, biological process: negative regulation of mitotic cell cycle; positive regulation of neuron differentiation. NCBI's taxonomy places the organism in Eukaryota, Metazoa, Chordata, Leptocardii, Amphioxiformes, Branchiostomatidae.